UGCUACUGUUCUUGUCUUUGAUCAUAUUCAAUGGGUGUCAUUCAAGUUUUUUAUCGGACAAGCCUUGGUGCCGACUCAUAUCAGAGUAUCCGGAGGUUUUAUUUUGGUAGUAUUUGUUUUUCUUUAACUAUUUUUCUGUUGAAUUUUGGUUUAUAGAUUUGAUAUCUAAUAAAAUGUAUAUACUGCAGAACCCAACAGUAGAGGUUAAUAAGAGUUUUUUGGCAGUUGGUGCAAACAAAGAAGCUCCUGCUGCUGCGAUGAUGUGCUUUAUAAGGCUUGUAAAUGUAGUGCUCUAAGUUUGGACUGCCUUGACUUUCCCCUUUGUUCAACAGUUUAAGUCUGUUUACCAUAAUGUAAAAAUAUGUUGUCUACUAGUGAUAAUUUUAGUAUGAAGAUGCUACUCGAAACAAAAGAAAUCACACAUAUUUUCUCGAUUGGAAAUAUCUGUGGUAUCUUCAAGAAUUCUCUUUGACCACAGCUAUAUUCCUUGGAAUCUCUUCAGGCAGUUGGAGCAAACUAUCUUUCGGUACUCUUCUUCCUGAGAGAUUGCCAUAUAAUUUAAAUAUGAACAUGUCGCAUAUCGAAGGACUACAUUAGUUGACAUUUGUUUGACUAUUUUCUAAGGUUGUGAACUUCAUAAUGUAUAUAGAUUACUCAUUGUUUGUGGACAUGAUCAGCAUCAAGGCAAGUGGGUGGCUUUGCUUGAUAGAAAAGGAAGCAGCCAUGUGCAAGUCAAUGGAAAGACCAGAAAAUAUUCUUUUUGCUUUCUCAAUUCAGGCGAUGAAGUUAUCUUAAGUCAAGCAGAAAAUAAUGCUUACAUUGUUCAGUUACUAUUGGAGUCACCUUCAGAUGUUGGGACCAGUGCCGGAAAAGGAAAACUGUUGAAUAUCAAAAACCAGAUGUUGGAGGAAAGACGGGGGAUUAUAGAAUCAAUGCCUGCUUCAACUUCAGAGAUGUCUUUAAAAUCUGCUGCAGUUAUGGAAAAACUUUAUGCUGCAAUCAUUGACGGACAAAAUAUAGAAGUGUCAUUUGAAGACUUUCCAUAUUACUUAAGCGAGAACUCAAAAAAUGUGUUGAUUGCCACUUCAUAUUUACACCUAAAGCACAAGGAGCAAGUUAAAUAUUUCAACGAGCUUCGUGCGGUGAACUCAAGAAUUUUACUUUCUGGUCCUGCAGGAUCAGAAAUAUAUCAGGAGAUGCUGGUGAAGGCAGUUGCACAUUAUUAUGGAGCCAAAUUGCUCAAUUUUGAUAGCGAAGCUUUUAGGCUUUCUGUGAGGGAUGCCCAGACAAUGAAAGGCACUGAACCAUCAUCUAGCCAAGCUGCUAAUGACAACAUAACCUCUUUAUCCGGGCCAUCAAGAAACACCAUCUUUAUGACAGGUGAUAGAGUCAGAUUUAUUGGCUCUACUUCUGGUGCACAUGACUCGACUCCCAUCAGGGGCCCAACAUUUGGAGCUAUAGGGAAGAUUGUAUUGUCUUUCAAAAAUAGUCUAUCAGCAAAGGUUGGCGUCCAAUUUGAUAAACCCAUCCCACGUGGCGUCAACUUAGGUGGUCUUUGUGAAGAUGCUCAUGGAUUCUUCUGAAAAGUCGAUGAACUGCGAUUAGAAGGCACUGGACUGGAUGAUCUGGAAAAUUUACUUGUUAAAACAUUGUUUGAGGUUGUAUCCAGAGAAAGCAGAAAUUCCCCAGUCAUAUUGUUCAUGAAAGAUGCUGAGAAGAUGAUGGCAGGAAACUCAGUGUCAUAUUCAACGUACAAAAGUCGGCUUGAGAAGAUUCCAGAUAAUAUAGUGAUCAUUGGGUCUCACACUCAUACGGAUGACCAUGAGGAGUCACAGCCUGGAGGAUCGCUCUUCACCAAAUUGGGCAGCAUUUUACAUGAGCUCGCCUUCCCGGAUAGUUUUGGGAAGAUGCAAGACAAGGGGAAACAGAUUGCAAGGACAAAUAAAUUUCUGACCAAACUUUUCCCAAAUAAAGUGGUUAUCCACAUGCCACAGGAUGAAGCACUUCUGUCGACUUGGAAACAACAAUUGGAUCAAGAUGCUGAAACCCUCAGAGUGAAAGAAAAUUUUAAUAGCUUGCAAAGAGCUCUGAAUCGGAUUGGAUUAGAAUGCAACGGACUUGAGACAUUGUGCAUCAAAGACCAAAAUUUCUCUGUUAAAAGCGCAGAGAAAGUUGUUGGAUGGGUGUUGAGCCAUCAUUUGAUGCGGAACCCUCAAGCAGAUGUUGACAUGAGGCUUGUCUUAUCUCCCGUUAGCAUUCAGUAUGGGUUGGAAUUCUUACAAGCUAACAAAAAUGAUACCAAGAGCUUGAAGAAUUCACUUAAGGAUGUUGAAACAGAAAAUGAGUUUGAGAAGGCACUUCUGGCUGAUGUCAUUCCCUCCAGUGAUAUUGGGGUGACAUUUGAUGAUAUCGAUGCACUUGAAAGUGUCAAGGAUACAUUAAAAGAGCUGAUCAUGCUUCUACAAAGACCAGAACUUUUCUCCAAGAGUAAACUAACCAAGCCCUGCAAAGGAAUACUUUUGUUUGGUCCUCCUGGAACUGGGAAAACCAUGCUGGCAAAAGCCGUUGCCACUGAAGCGGGAGCAAAUUUUAUUAAUAUUUCAAUGUCAAGUAUCUAUUCAAAGUGGUAUGGUCAGAGUGAGAAAUGCAUAAAAGCUGUCUUCUUGCUGGCUAGUAAAAUUGCUCCGAGCGUUAUUUUUGUAGAUGAAGUUGAUAGUAUGCUGGGAAGAAGGGAAAAUCCAGAAGAACAUCAGGCAAUGCGCAGAUUGAAAAAUGAAUUCAUGCUGAAUUGGGAUGGGUUGAGCACAAAGGAUACUGAACGAGUUCUGGUACUUGCAGCAACAAACAGGCCAUUUGACCUUGACGAAGCUGUUAUAAGGCAACUGCCACGCAGGUUGAUGGUCAAUUUACCAGGUGCUCCAAACAGAGCAAAAAUUCUAAAAGUGAUACUCGCAAAAGAAGACUUGGAUCAGGAUGUUGAUCUGGAAUCAGUUGCAAGUAUGACAGAUGGAUAAUCCGGAAGUGACCUUAAGAAUCUGUGUGCAACCGUUGCAUAUCGACCAAUUAGAGAUAUCCUAGAAGAGGAAAAAAAUGAACAGGCUGCAGCUAGUGCUGAUGGUGGACCACCUCCAGCACUAAGCAGCAGUGCAGACUUACGGCCACUGAAUAUGGACGACUUCAGAUAUUCUCAUCAGCAGGUUUGCCCAAGUGUUUCAUCUGAAUCCGCAAAUAUGACCAAGCUUCUUCAGUGGAAUGAUCUGUAUGGAGAAGAGGGAUCUAGAAAGAAACAGUCCUUCAAUUAUAUCAUGUAAAGGGGGCUUUUGGGUUCAUUUGUACAAUGAGUUUAUAGGUCUCUUAGACAAUAAAUUUUGACAUGUUACAAUGAUGGAGCAGGCUUUCACAUACAGUUACUUUAUGUGCUUUGACCUUUUGCUAGCUACUUGCAGAGGAUGUUCAGUCCUGUCAGAAAAUUGACAGAGCUUCUAAGAUUCCCCAAAAUAUUUUUUAGCUUAGAUGUCUACCUUAUCCAAAUAUUUUAA
Capsicum annuum is the source of this 3539-nucleotide messenger RNA. RefSeq names its product peroxisomal biogenesis factor 6-like. The record is from RefSeq and is a predicted model, not a curated record. Gene Ontology annotation, molecular function: ATP hydrolysis activity; ATP binding. Gene Ontology annotation, cellular component: mitochondrial outer membrane. Lineage: Eukaryota; Viridiplantae; Streptophyta; Magnoliopsida; Solanales; Solanaceae.